Messenger RNA from Lodderomyces beijingensis, 597 nucleotides. The record is from the annotation of a GenBank genome assembly. Lineage: Eukaryota; Fungi; Ascomycota; Pichiomycetes; Serinales; Debaryomycetaceae.
AUGUUUACACAUUACUAUAAAAACCCAGAGGAAACAGCCAAGGCCGUUGACGCUGACGGCUGGUUCUCUACCGGUGAUGUUGCCCAAGUCACCAACGACGGCUGGUUCAUCAUCAUUGACCGAGUCAAGAACUUUUUCAAGUUGGCUCAAGGCGAAUACGUUACUCCUGAAAAGAUCGAAAACUUGUACCUUACGUCCAACUCGCUUUUAACUCAAGCCUAUGCACACGGGGAUUUCACCAACUCGUACUUGGUUGGGGUUGUUGGGGUAGACCCAAAUGCCAUAAAGUCGUUUUUGAAACAGAGAAUGAAUUUCACAGAUGGCGACUUGGCCGACGAAGAGAAGAUCUUGGAGAUUUGCAACAGGAGGGAGACCAGAGUGCAAAUCUUGCUCCACAUGAAUAGCAACGUCGGAUCCAAGUUGAAUGGAUUUGAAAAGUUGCACAACAUCUACGUUGAAUUCGAGCCUUUGAGAUUGGAUCGCGAGGUUAUUACACCCACGUCAAAGUUGAGAAGACCAAUAGCUUACAAGUAUUUUAAAAAGCAGCUCGAUGCUAUGUAUAAAGAAGGCUCUAUUGUCAAGGAUAUUAAAUUGUGA